AUUUUAUUUAAAAAAAUAUAAAAAUAGGAUUCUUUUCAACAUAAAAAUUCAAGUUCGCAAAAGACAUUCCUUAAAAUGUUGAAAAAAAGCAUAUGAAUUUAUAUUAAUCUGUAACAGAUGCUUUAGAUGUAGCUUUAAAAACAGAUAAAAAUGCCUUAAUUUUUGGAGAAGAUGUUAAAUUUGGCGGAGUUUUUAGAUGCACAUAAGGUCUUAAUGAAAAAUAUGGAAUUGAUAGAGUUUUUAAUACACCUUUAUGUGAAUAAGGAAUAGCAGCAUUUGCAAUAGGUCUAGCUACAGUAGGUAAAACAGCAAUAGCAGAAAUAUAAUUUGGAGAUUAUAUAUUUCCAGCAUAUGAUUAAAUAGUAAAUGAAGCAGCUAAAUACAGAUACAGAUCAGGUAAUUAAUUUGAUUGUGGUUCUUUAACAAUAAGAGCCACUUGGGGGGCAGUUGGACAUGGAGCUUUGUAUCAUUCCUAAUCUCCUGAAGCAAACUUUUCUCAUACACCUGGUCUUAAGGUGGUUAUACCAAGAAAUCCAGUAUAAUGUAAAGGAUUAUUACUUGCAAGUAUAAGAGAUAAAAAUCCUGUUAUAUUCUUUGAACCAAAAUCAUUAUAUAGGAACGCCGAAGACGAAGUUCCAUUAAUGGAUUAUGAACUAGAAUUACAUGCUGCUGAAGUUGUUAAAGAAGGAAAAGACAUUACUUUAAUUGCUUGGGGAGCUUAAAUGAGAGUUCUUAAUGAAGCUGCUAAAUAAGCUGAGUAAGAUUUUGGAAUUUCAUGUGAAAUUAUUGAUUUAUAAACUAUUUAUCCAUGUGAUAUGGAUACUCUUGUUAAAAGUGUUAACAAAACUGGAAGAUGUAUAGUUAGUCAUGAAGCACCUGUUACAGGAGGUAUUGGUUCUGAAAUUGCUGCUGGUAUAUAAGAAAAAUGUUUUUUAAGAUUAAAUGCUCCAGUAUAGAGGGUUUGUGGAUUAGAUACUCCUUUUCCUUUGAUUCAUGAAUUUAUUUAUUUACCUGAUAAAUGGAAAGUAUAUGAUGCAAUCAAAAAAUCAAUUAAUUAUUGAA
Messenger RNA from Ichthyophthirius multifiliis, 1062 nucleotides. RefSeq lists its product as hypothetical. Lineage: Eukaryota; Ciliophora; Oligohymenophorea; Hymenostomatida. Gene Ontology annotation, biological process: branched-chain amino acid catabolic process; response to nutrient. The transcript has 6 exons. Gene Ontology annotation, molecular function: catalytic activity. The record is from RefSeq and is a predicted model, not a curated record.